Messenger RNA from Oikopleura dioica, 2109 nucleotides. The record is from the annotation of a GenBank genome assembly. NCBI's taxonomy places the organism in Eukaryota, Metazoa, Chordata, Appendicularia, Copelata, Oikopleuridae.
AUGAAAGUGGUCCUGGUAAAAGAUGAUUUAGCUGUCAAAGAUUCCGUCUCUCUUGGCAUUUCCGUUGGAAUGCUAGAGGAUCCUCCUGAUAUGAAAGGAAUGGCUCAUUUUCUCGAGCACAUGGUGAGUCGUUCCUCCAAAAAUUAUCCAGAAAUACUUGGUUACAAGAAUUUCGUUUAUUCAAAUGGCGGAAGAAACAAUGCGUUGACUAGUUUGAAGCGGACUCUGUUUUUCUUUGAUGUUCUUCCUGGAGAAGCAGUGCUUGAAGGAGCAGAUAGACUAGCAGAUUUUAUAAAAUCGCCAAAACUUGAUGAAAGUCUGAUUACUCAAGAAAUAGACGCGGUGAAUUCCGAAUGGCUUGGUAGACGACAAGCUGAUCGCUUCAAAGAAUACGCAGUUUUCUUCAAGCUUUCAAAUCCGAAACAUCAACUCAGCUCCGUUUUCAUUGGAAAUGAAGAAUCUUUACGCCAAAAUCAGACAGACGCUGAAAUCGCCCAAAAGCUGCGAAAAUUCCACGAAAGCUAUUACUCCUCCAACGGCAUGGCUCUUGUCAUUUCGAGCAAAAAUAUCUCUCUCGACACGAUGGAAAACGCAGUUCUUCAUUCUUUUGCCGAUUUACCGGACUUGAACUUGCCGGAUCCAAUUUUCUAUCUGGCUUUCAGAAAACGAGAUCUUGGAAAAAUUGCGAGAAUUGAAAGAAUAUCCAGUGAACAUAAAAUGAGCCUCAUUUUUCAAGUGCAACCGCGAGAAACAGAUAAAAAGAUCAGUCCUCGAACUUAUAUAACGAGCCUUAUCAAUGAGAAAGGGCCAAAAUCCUUGUUUCAAAAAUUAGAAACAGAAGGUUUCAUUGAUGGACUGAAAGCAAACACUAAAGAUUAUGCUCCUGGAAUAGCUUUUCUCCUUAUUGAUUUGAGAUUUACUGACAAAGGCUUGGAUUUCUGGGAAGAUGUUCUUGCAUUGACAUUUGAAUACAUCGAAAUGCUGAAAAGAAACCCACCUUCAUCGCGAUAUUGGAAUGAAAUCGUCCUCCGCGAAAAAUUAAAAUACCACAGCAAAGAACACGUGAGCGAUGUUAGUUUUGCGAGAGGAAUUGUUGAAGAUCUUUUUGAUGGAAAAAAUCCAAGUUUUCUUCUUUCGGGACCUUCGGAAAAUGACAAAUUCGACAGGAAACUGCUCAAGAAGCUUAUUCAAGAACUUCACCCAAGAAAUCUUCUGAUUUCGAUCAUUUCAAAACUUUCAAAGGCCAAACAGAUCGUUUCGACGAAAAAAGCCAAACUAACUACAGUGGGUUGCGCAGCGGUGAAUUCCGAAUGGCUUGGUAGACGACAAGCUGAUCGCUUCAAAGAAUACGCAGUUUUCUUCAAGCUUUCAAAUCCGAAACAUCAACUCAGCUCCGUUUUCAUUGGAAAUGAAGAAUCUUUACGCCAAAAUCAGACAGACGCUGAAAUCGCCCAAAAGCUGCGAAAAUUCCACGAAAGCUAUUACUCCUCCAACGGCAUGGCUCUUGUCAUUUCGAGCAAAAAUAUCUCUCUCGACACGAUGGAAAACGCAGUUCUUCAUUCUUUUGCCGAUUUACCGGACUUGAACUUGCCGGAUCCAAUUUUCUAUCUGGCUUUCAGAAAACGAGAUCUUGGAAAAAUUGCGAGAAUUGAAAGAAUAUCCAGUGAACAUAAAAUGAGCCUCAUUUUUCAAGUGCAACCGCGAGAAACAGAUAAAAAGAUCAGUCCUCGAACUUAUAUAACGAGCCUUAUCAAUGAGAAAGGGCCAAAAUCCUUGUUUCAAAAAUUAGAAACAGAAGGUUUCAUUGAUGGACUGAAAGCAAACACUAAAGAUUAUGCUCCUGGAAUAGCUUUUCUCCUUAUUGAUUUGAGAUUUACUGACAAAGGCUUGGAUUUCUGGGAAGAUGUUCUUGCAUUGACAUUUGAAUACAUCGAAAUGCUGAAAAGAAACCCACCUUCAUCGCGAUAUUGGAAUGAAAUCGUCCUCCGCGAAAAAUUAAAAUACCACAGCAAAGAACACGUGAGCGAUGUUAGUUUUGCGAGAGGAAUUGUUGAAGAUCUUUUGAUGGAAAAAUCCAAGUUUUCUUCUUUCGGGACCUUCGGAAAAUGA